AUGGGUGCCAGCGGGGGAACGUCGCUGCACGUGGUGUCGCUCCUUCAGCCUGACGCCGAGGCGGCGGCGGAGCGAGCGCUCAAUGCGACGCACGCACAAACAUCCGAAGGGUCCCAGUUUCGGCUGAUCAUUUCUGUCGAAGUCGAGCACCGGAGCAAAGGGUGCGCCUUACCGGAGGCGCUAGUGCGCCGUUCCGUCAAGAUUGCGGUCGAGCCGCCGGGGUCACUGCGGGGAGCGAUGCUGCGUGCGUGGAGAACGGCGGCGUUCUUUGGACUCUGCCAUGUGCAUUCCAUCGCCCUCGCGCGGCGGCGCUACUGCGCCCUCGUGCCAGCGGCGGUAUGGUGGUCAGACUUGCGCCGCAACGCGGGCGCGGCGGCUUUUGGCAGUCACUUCGGCAACGUGUGGGAUAAGCGCUUGCAUGUUGCACUGCUCGAAGCGUACGUGCACGAGGCGCUUCCAGACGGCCAACAAGUCAGCCGCCGGUUGGAGUUCCUCGAGCUGCCGUCAAGAGACGCGUACACACGCCACAUCGAGGCAUCCCCCUCGGAUGACAUACCGUCCGACCUCGGCCUUCUUCCGAGGGCGCAAAGCGCGCUCGAAGAGUCGCGAGCUGACGAGCUGCUCCGAUUUGGUGCAGCGGUUAUGUCUACAAGUCGUGUCGGGCUGGGGCCUUUCGGUCGCAGCGGGCGCAGAAGCUGCAGUGGCACCGCGGCGGCCGAGACCGUGGAGGCGGUGCGGCUCGUACUGGACAAGGUGGUCCUGAUGCAAGAGUGCGACAGGAUGGAGGCGUUGGUCACAGAGGUGCAAGCCACCACCAAAUUGGCCAUCCGCUCGCGCACCGGGUCCGAGUUUGUGCACGCGUCGCUCGCACGGCUGGACGAGUCCAUGCGCGGCGCGCCGGUGGAUGAGGGCGCCGAUACGCUCGUGGGCGCCCUGCAGCGCGGCUUAGAAUGGGCGGCGCAGGGCGUGCCGCCGACAGUAACGUGGCUGGGCGGACUCUUCCGCCCGCAGGCGUUUGUGUUUGCGCUGCUGGCGGAGACCUCGCGCCGCACUGGCACGCCGCUGGAGUCGUUAUCCGCUGUGGCCGAGGUGACGGGAUACGAUUCGGCAGAGCAGGUGGGUGCGCCUCCAGAAAACGGCGUGUACGUUCAUGGCGCCGCCCUUGAGGGCGCAAACUGGGACGCAUCUGCUGGCAAGCUAGCUGAAGCGCCAAGCGGCGGGCGGUGCGCCACUCGGCUGCCAGUGAUGCAUAUACGAGCGCUCGAGGCCGUCACUACGGCAGACACUAUCGCGGCGGCGCCUUAUGGUGUGUAUGCGAGUCCGGUGUAUGCCACCGGGCCAGCGAGCGGCGCAGAGCGGCGAGGCGAGGAGCUACCGUUGACCGCGUGGCUUCCGUCGGAGGACGCGGGGCUCUUGCCUGAUUUGCCUUUGGGGCGAUAG
Messenger RNA from Emiliania huxleyi CCMP1516, 1440 nucleotides. RefSeq lists its product as hypothetical. The coding region runs from base 1 to 1440 and encodes 479 amino acids. Gene Ontology annotation, cellular component: dynein complex. The record is from RefSeq and is a predicted model, not a curated record. NCBI's taxonomy places the organism in Eukaryota, Haptophyta, Isochrysidales, Noelaerhabdaceae. Gene Ontology annotation, biological process: microtubule-based movement. Gene Ontology annotation, molecular function: dynein intermediate chain binding; dynein light intermediate chain binding; minus-end-directed microtubule motor activity. The transcript has 10 exons.